This is a messenger RNA of Encephalitozoon romaleae SJ-2008, 477 nucleotides long. RefSeq names its product ubiquitin-conjugating enzyme E2. The coding region runs from base 1 to 477 and encodes 158 amino acids. The record is from RefSeq and is a predicted model, not a curated record. Lineage: Eukaryota; Fungi; Microsporidia; Unikaryonidae. The transcript has a single exon.
AUGGCAACAACUAAUGGUAAGAAUAGCAGGCUAGCAAUUGAGAUGGAAUCGAUGUCGAGAGAUCCACCGCCAGGGUGCAGUGCAAGCCCAAUAAGCCCCAAUGAGCUAGACAAAUGGAUUGCAGUGAUUACUGGGCCACCUGGGUCUGUAUACGAAGAUGGAAUAUUUGAACUUUUGAUAGUCUUUCCUCCGUUCUACCCAUUCAGCCCGCCAAAGGUGACGUUCAAGACAAGGAUAUUCCAUUGUAACAUAUUUGAGAAGAACAUUUGCUUGGAUAUUCUAAAAGAUCAAUGGAGUCCGGCUCUAACAAUAGAUAAGAUCCUUUUGUCCAUAAUUUCAUUACUGCAGGAUCCAAAUUCUGAUGACCCUUUAAACAAGGAGGCUGCAGAUUUGUACCGAAAUAACAGAGCAGAGUAUAACAGGAAAGCCAAAGAAUGGGUCCGGCUUCAUGCUUCUAAGCACAAGUCUGAGGAGUAG